Ochotona princeps (American pika) is the source of this 1109-nucleotide messenger RNA. RefSeq names its product ARV1 homolog, fatty acid homeostasis modulator (gene ARV1). Gene Ontology annotation, biological process: regulation of plasma membrane sterol distribution; sphingolipid metabolic process; intracellular sterol transport. The record is from RefSeq and is a predicted model, not a curated record. Bases 66 to 878 code for a protein of 270 amino acids. Gene Ontology annotation, cellular component: Golgi apparatus; cortical endoplasmic reticulum. NCBI's taxonomy places the organism in Eukaryota, Metazoa, Chordata, Mammalia, Lagomorpha, Ochotonidae. The transcript has 6 exons.
CCGGUCUGGCGUCUGACGUCUCUCCCGCCACUGAAUCGGAAGUUCUGGGCUGCAGUUGAGUUGAAAUGGGCACUGGCGGGCGGAGCGGGCAGCGGCCGGGGAAGGCGAGCACGGAUGGCAUGACAGCCACUCCCAGUGCCUCUGCUUCCUGCCAGUACAGGUGCAUUGAAUGCAACCAGGAGGCUAAGGAGUUGUACCGAGACUAUAACCACGGUGUGCUGAAGAUAACCAUCUGCGAAUCCUGCCAGAAACCUGUAGACAAAUAUAUCGAGUAUGAUCCUGUUAUUAUCUUGAUUAAUGCUAUUUUAUGCAAAGCCCAGGCCUAUAGACAUGUUCUUUUCAAUACUAAAAUAAAUAUCCAUGGAAAACUAUGCGUGUUUUGUUUGCUUUGUGAAGCAUACCUGAGGUGGUGGCAGCUUCAAGAUUCAAACCAGAACACUGCGCCUGAUGACUUGAUCAGAUAUGCUAAGGAAUGGGAUUUCUACAGAAUGUUUGCCAUCGCAUCUUUAGAACAAACCGCCUAUUUAAUUGGCAUUUUCACCUUCUUGUGGGUGGAACGACCCAUGACAGCGAAAAAAAAGCCCAACUUCAUUUUGCUGCUGAAAGCGUUGUUGCUGUCCAGCUAUGGAAAGCUCUUGCUGAUUCCAGCCGUCAUUUGGGAACACGACUACACACCUCUGUGCCUCAAACUCAUUAAAGUGUUUGUCCUUACAUCAAAUUUCCAGGCAAUCCGAGUGACCCUGAACAUCAACCGGAAGCUCUCCUUCAUGGCCAUCCUGAGCGGCUUGCUGCUAGAAAGCACCAUGGUGUACUUCUUCCAGAGGAUGGAGUGGGAUGUGGGCAGCGAUUGUACCAUCUAUAAAUCCCAGCACUUUUGAAGAGCUUCAUUCAUCUUUACUAAGUGCCAUCCAUGCCAGCUAUAUCUGAAAAAAGAGAAGGCACGAACUAGACACCAAGCUCCAUGUAUCUGAUGAGUAAAAUGAAGCAAAGAUUUGGACAUGCUUCCCCAAAAGACAGCAGCGGAGAUUGAGUAAAACGCAAUCCUUACCCACCCACACGCAGCCCUAGGAAACAAACUAAGCCACAUGCGUACAGAUCCUCGGAGACGC